Messenger RNA from Thalassophryne amazonica, 533 nucleotides. It is a transcript of the gene chchd1, whose product is annotated as coiled-coil-helix-coiled-coil-helix domain containing 1. Gene Ontology annotation, biological process: mitochondrial translation. Lineage: Eukaryota; Metazoa; Chordata; Actinopteri; Batrachoidiformes; Batrachoididae. The record is from RefSeq and is a predicted model, not a curated record. The coding region runs from base 48 to 416 and encodes 122 amino acids. Gene Ontology annotation, molecular function: RNA binding. Gene Ontology annotation, cellular component: nucleoplasm; mitochondrial ribosome; mitochondrion. The transcript has 3 exons.
AAAAUCGACAGAAGAAGAAGAAGGUCACGUGGUGCUGAAGCGGAGGAAUGGCGGCGCAGGAAGGUCUGGCCAUCCAGGAGAAGGUCAGCCGGCUGCUGAACCGAGAGAAACGAAAACCAAUUCUCAAACCCACAAGACCGCUGGUCCUGAAGGAUCGCGUGGGCAACCACCGACGCACCAAAGCAGAGGUUGUCUGUGUCACGGAGAUGACCGCCAUGAUGGCCUGUUGGAAGCAGAAUGGUUUCGUGGAGGCGAUGUGCACCAGUGAGAUGAAGGCUUUCCACACCUGUGUUCAACAAGCCAGGGCUGCCAAGAAGGCAGAGAUGCAGCAGAGCAGCACACACGGAGGACAUCUGUCCCAAAAAGAAGCCACAACUCUGCUGAAGAGGUUCCCCAACCUGACCACUGAGAUCUGACAUCCACGCCGAGAGUCCACAUCCUCAAACGGGUCACGUUUGAGAAGAGGCUGGAGGGGGAAGUUCAGCACAGGGAUUUUUGCUUUUAUGCUUUUUUUUUUUUUUUUUUUUUUUCCU